Messenger RNA from Ceratitis capitata (Mediterranean fruit fly), 1466 nucleotides. Its product is annotated as glycoprotein-N-acetylgalactosamine 3-beta-galactosyltransferase 1. The coding region runs from base 349 to 1380 and encodes 343 amino acids. NCBI's taxonomy places the organism in Eukaryota, Metazoa, Arthropoda, Insecta, Diptera, Tephritidae. Gene Ontology annotation, molecular function: N-acetylgalactosaminide beta-1,3-galactosyltransferase activity. The record is from RefSeq and is a predicted model, not a curated record. The transcript is spliced from 4 exons. Gene Ontology annotation, cellular component: membrane.
GAAGUAGGGAGUGCGCACACAAGUCAACAAGUGACUUCAUUUAGGUUUCAAUUGCCAGAGCUGCGCACAACCAAAGCUCCAAAGUCUCAGUUGCCGUUCAGCUGGACCACAAUUUGGUUCGAUCGUUUUGAUGCGUUUUCUUCACCAUUGAUUGGGCUGUUGCGCUGGUUUAGUGUUAUUUGCAAUGUAUAUGAAGUGUGGCUUGAACACAAGUCUACGUUGAUCCAAAAUAAAAAUAAAAAAUACCCAAACGCACUCGUGAGUGAAAGUGAAGAUCCAGUUUUUGAAGCAAAAAUAUUCACUUUCUGCAUUUAGUUAAUAAUGAAACGGUCGCUUUAGUUCCCAAAUAUGUUCUUUAGAAACGUUGUUUGUCUGCUGAUUGGCUUAAUAGUUGGUGUGCGUCUCACUGACUUCUGGGAUUACGUCAAGCUGCAGCAGUUGAGUAAUAAUUUGCGUGAGAAUUACACAAAUACCACUCAUUCGCUGGGGUUGAGGUUGCGGUUGACGCAGGAGGACACGCUUGCGGAUUAUUUGUUUAAUAAUACUCGCGUGCUAUGUUGGAUCAUGACCAUGCCGGAGAAUCACUUAAAGCGCGCUGUGCAUAUACGGAACACUUGGGGUAAGCGUUGUAAUAAGUUGCUCUUCAUGAGCACGAAAGCGGAUAGCUUUUUGGAUACUGUGCCGUUGGAUGUGCCCGAGGGUCGUGAUUAUUUGUGGCAUAAGACACGCGCUGCGUUCAAAUAUGUUUACGAGCAUCACGGAGAUGAAGCGGAUUGGUUUCUCAAAGCCGAUGAUGAUAGUUACUUCAUAAUGGAGAAUUUGCGAUCUUUCCUAUACCAGUAUUCGGCAGAUGCUCCGGUUUAUUUUGGCUGCAAAUUUCAUCCUUUUGUUAAACAGGGUUACAUGUCUGGUGGUGCCGGUUACGUGCUCAGUCGUGCCGCGUUGCGUCGCUUUGCAGAGGUCUCCGCAUCCAAUACGAGCGCCGCCUGCACACAAAAUCAACUAUCCGAGGACAAAGAGAUGGGAAUUUGUUUGCAAAAUGCCGGUGUUGUGGCGGGUGAUGCGCGCGACGCUGAGGGCGCCGAACGUUUCCAUCCACUGGCGCCGAUACAUCUGAUACCUGUCGAUACGUCGGAAUGGUAUCCAUUAUACCUCUUCUACAAACGCGAUAAGAAUCUACAAUGUUGUUCGCGCAGCGCCAUUUCUUUUCAUUACAUUAAACCAAAGGAGUUCUAUGUCUUGGAUUAUCUCCUCUAUGAAUUGCGCCCGUUUGGCGUGGCGAAUGUCGCAGACACGUUACCUGGCAAGGCGAAUAUGACGUCACUGCUUGAACGAUGGAAGCAUGAGGUGUCUGAUAAUAUAUUUAAGGACGAGGAUUAGCGCAAGGAAAGUGUGGUAAUGACUUAAAAGGAUUAAGGAUAUCGAUGCGCCUGUCUUUUUAUUGAAUUACACAGGAAUUUACUAGU